Messenger RNA from Hippocampus comes (tiger tail seahorse), 371 nucleotides. RefSeq names its product guanine nucleotide-binding protein subunit alpha-11-like. The record is from RefSeq and is a predicted model, not a curated record. Gene Ontology annotation, cellular component: cytoplasm; heterotrimeric G-protein complex. NCBI's taxonomy places the organism in Eukaryota, Metazoa, Chordata, Actinopteri, Syngnathiformes, Syngnathidae. Bases 28 to 330 code for a protein of 100 amino acids. Gene Ontology annotation, biological process: adenylate cyclase-modulating G protein-coupled receptor signaling pathway. Gene Ontology annotation, molecular function: GTPase activity; guanyl nucleotide binding; GTPase activator activity. The transcript is spliced from 2 exons.
AGCGGCAAGAGCACUUUCAUCAAGCAAAUGAGGAUCAUCCACGGCGCCGGUUACUCCGACGAAGACAAGAGAGGCUUCAUCCGACUGGUUUACCAAAACAUCUUCACCUCCAUGCAGGCCAUGAUCCGGGCCACGGAGAACCUAAAGAUCCCUUACAAAUAUGAACAGAAUCGGUCGAACGCCAUGCUGGUGAAAGAAGUGGACAUUGAAAAGAUCAACGGCUUUGACCAGCCCUACAUCGCAGCCAUCAAAUGCUUGUGGUCCGACCCGGGGAUCCAGGAGGCCUACGAUCGCCGCCGAGAGUACCAGCUGUCCGAUUCCACGAAAUAGUAGGUUGCCCCAGAGCUGGCUGGUUGUUUAGGUGUAAACGG